UAGGUCACAAUAUUCAAGAGGUGAAGUUCAAGCUGCUUCUCAUCUGACGCCGUUGCCGGCUCUCUCCUUCUCCGUCUCCAGCGUUCAUCUCCGAUCGUCUCUUCUUCUCAAAGUCUCCGUCGCUCCCGCUCGGAUCUUCCUCACCGUUGCGUUGCUGUGCGGCCGCGCCGAUAUUCCGUUGUCGAGGGCUGCAUUGCUUGAGAAAUUUAGGGUUUGUUAUUUGCUGAAGAAAAAAAAUGAGGUUAGAGAAGUGUUGGUUCUGUUCCUCCCCUAUAUAUCCAGGACAUGGUAUUCAGUUUGUUCGCAAUGAUGCAACGAUUUUUAGAUUUUGUCGAUCAAAAUGCCACAAGAACUUCAAGAUGAAGAGAAAUCCUCGUAAAGUAAAAUGGACUAAGGCUUAUAGGAGGUUGCAUGGAAAGGAUAUGACAAAGGACUCUACUUUUGAAUUUGAGAGGUGGCGUCAUAGGCCGCAUAAAUAUGACAGGAAUGUCACUGAAGAUACAUUGAAGGCUAUUAAGAAGAUUGAUAAAAUCAGAAUGGAUAGGGAAUCGAGACAUAUUGCACGCAGACACCAAGGAAAGAAAGCAAAGGAGUUCAGAGAGGCAAAGAAGGAAUUGGAUCAAAGCAUCAGUUUGGUCAAAGCACCUUCUGUUCUCAAGGAGGAUCCUUCCCUCACCCUUCCAAAGCUCAAAGUCAAAGUGGUACCAUCACAAUCAGAGCAAGAUCGUAUGGAAGAAUGAGUUGUCAAUCUUAUACCACCAUAUCAAAUAUUUAUGUAGUAGUCACGUGGACAGACUUCUAAGAAAAUUUAUUGAAUCAUUUCCAAUUUUGUUUGAGGCUAUACAUACAGUGGUUUGAGGCAAUACUCAAAUUUUUGUUGUUGUUGUUGUUGUUUAUGGUACCUUUUGUAUUUUGUUAUUUUCUUUUUCAUCCAUGGAUAAGAAGUUUGUUGUAUUUUGUUUAGUAGUCCAUUAGAUAUAGAUCUUAGGGGGAACUAACCUCCAGCCAACUUUCUA
Molecule: messenger RNA, 1016 nt
Organism: Cucumis sativus (cucumber)
Lineage: Eukaryota; Viridiplantae; Streptophyta; Magnoliopsida; Cucurbitales; Cucurbitaceae
Product: probable ribosome biogenesis protein RLP24
Exons: 5
Coding region: 237-740 (167 amino acids)
Biological process (GO): ribosomal large subunit biogenesis
Cellular component (GO): nucleolus
Source: RefSeq, a predicted model, not a curated record